Humulus lupulus (European hop) is the source of this 2268-nucleotide messenger RNA. RefSeq names its product CBL-interacting serine/threonine-protein kinase 12-like. Gene Ontology annotation, biological process: signal transduction; protein phosphorylation. Gene Ontology annotation, molecular function: ATP binding; protein kinase activity. NCBI's taxonomy places the organism in Eukaryota, Viridiplantae, Streptophyta, Magnoliopsida, Rosales, Cannabaceae. The record is from RefSeq and is a predicted model, not a curated record. The coding region runs from base 224 to 1666 and encodes 480 amino acids. The transcript is spliced from 2 exons.
UAGAAACUCUGGCUCUAUUGCACACCACUCAACACCAACACAAUACAGCACAGCGCAAAAUAACGAAAUCCCACCUACAAAAUAGGAACACACACCGCCUUCCACCUUCUUCUUCUUUUCUCCGUAUCAAAUUCUCCGUCGGAUUGAGAAAAGCCAUAGAAUCAGAGAAGCCCAGAACCAGUAUCAGCCCUGAGGAGCCUGCUUUUGUUCCUCCACUCCACCCAUGGCCGAACUCAAGGCCAGCUCCAGCACCACCACCAAGAGGGAAAUCCAAGGUCUGCUUCUGGGUCGGUUCGAGAUCGGCAAGUUAUUAGGUCAUGGCACCUUUGCCAAGGUUUACCUCGCUAAGAACAUCAAGUCCGGUGAGAGCGUCGCCAUUAAAGUUAUCGACAAGGAGAAGAUCCUAAAGGGUGGCUUAAUUGCCCACAUCAAGCGUGAGAUCUCAAUCCUUCGCCGAGUUCGGCACCCCAACAUCGUCCAGCUCUUUGAGGUCAUGGCCACCAAGGCCAAGAUCUACUUCGUUAUGGAGUACGUCCGUGGCGGUGAGCUCUUCAACAAGGUCGCCAAGGGUCGCCUCAAGGAGGAAGUGGCUCGAAAGUACUUUCAGCAGUUAAUCUCUGCCGUCAGUUUCUGCCACGCGCGCGGCGUUUUCCACCGGGACCUUAAGCCUGAGAAUCUACUCCUCGACGAGAAUGGUAAUCUCAAGGUUUCGGAUUUUGGUUUGAGUGCCGUUUCUGAUCAAAUCCGCCAGGACGGUCUGUUCCACACGUUUUGUGGUACACCUGCCUAUGUAGCGCCUGAAGUCUUGGCCAGAAAGGGCUACGACGCCGCUAAGGUCGACAUAUGGUCUUGUGGGGUUAUCUUGUUUGUUCUCAUGGCUGGUUAUCUCCCUUUCCAUGACCAAAAUAUCAUGGCCAUGUAUAAGAAGAUUUACAAGGGUGAGUUUCGGUGUCCCAGGUGGUUCUCGCCGGAGCUAACUCGCCUCCUCACUCGUGUUCUCGACACGAACCCCGAAACCCGGGUAACCAUACCUGCUAUUAUGGAGAAUCGGUGGUUUAAAAAGGGGUUCAAACAUAUCAAGUUCUACAUUGAGGAUGAUAAACUGUGCAGAGUUGACGACGAUGUUGACAAGGACGACGCCGACGAUGCCAGUUCUUUUUCCGAUCAGUCCAUGUCGGAGUCGGAUUCCGAAAUCGAAACGCGAAGAAGAACAGCCUCCUUGCCUAGACCAGCCAGUUUGAAUGCGUUUGAUAUAAUAUCCUUCUCUAGGGGGUUUGAUUUAUCAGGGUUGUUUGAGGAAGGUUCGGAGGAGUCAAGGUUCGUUUCAGGUGCGCCGGUUUCGAAGAUCAUUUCUAAACUUGAGGAAAUUGCUAAAGUUGUAAGCUUUAGUGUGAGGAAGAAGGAUUGCAGGGUGAGCUUAGAGGGUACCAGAGAGGGUGUUAGGGGGCCAUUAACGAUUGCAGCUGAGAUAUUUGAGUUGACACCAUCUUUGGUUGUAGUGGAGGUUAAGAAGAAAGGUGGAGACAGAGCGGAGUACGAGCAUUUUUGUAAUGAAGAACUGAAACCCGGAUUGGAGAAUCUGACUCGUGAGGAGUCUGCUCGUGCAGCUGCUGUUGCAGCAGCCAACGCAUCUUCAAAUGUACCAUCAGAGACCGAAGAUAGUUAGAAAAAGAGAGAGAAAACAUAAAAAGGUUUGAACUAAAACAGAUGAUAUCAAGAGGAGGGUAAACAAGUUGGUAACAUUUAUGGCAAAUAUGAGUACUUUACAUGACUGACCAGCUAGACUACAACAUUGUAUUGUGCUGUCAACGGUUAAAAAAAGCACUCUAAUUGGACAAACUGAGUUUCUGGAGACAAUUGAUCAACUUUCUAAAUUGAUAAGAGAAGGCCACCAAGUUAGAUGUACACAGAAGAAAAGCUUAUGGCUGUACUACAAAAGAGGUUACUACUACAUUAUCCGAACUAUUGAGGUUUGAUUUCUCAACUCACGUGGGGUGGUAGGAUAUCAUUGAUGGAAGUGAUUUCAUUGCAUCAAUCAGAUUUGUUACAUCCAUUUUUGUUUUUCAUCUUCUUAAAGUAGGAACUAGGCACAUCAUGGCUGUGUUGCAGAUGUGAUUUGUUUACUGAGUUUGGGUUAGGUUCAGGGGCUUUUUUUUUUUUUCCAGCCAAGAUGCGGUUGUGUGUAAAUCUCAUUGGGCUACUAACUCAACAUGGUGUCUUUUAGAUGUUACAUCUAAUUUUAUGAUAUUUGAGAACCUUUACUUUCAA